Messenger RNA from Cyclocybe aegerita, 1590 nucleotides. NCBI's taxonomy places the organism in Eukaryota, Fungi, Basidiomycota, Agaricomycetes, Agaricales, Hemipholiotaceae. The record is from the annotation of a GenBank genome assembly.
AUGGCGUCUUUGAUCGCUCUCGCCCAGUACAAGUCCCAAAGGGCCGCUCUCAUAGCAGAAGACAGGUCGCACAGACGCGAGUUUCGUAGAACCAACCUCCGCUCUGAACAAGAGAUCGAGGCAGACAGCAUCGUGCGUAGGAUACGAGCUGCAGAGGCAGAGACGAUAUGGAAAGAGGAUCAUUCCUCGAUCCCCCACCCUUUCCCUGGUAUGGAAUUUCUGACUGGCAAGGCUAUCAUCAUGAAAACCAAGUUGUUUGAGAUUUUAAGCAAGAUGCCGAAAGGUGCUCUAUUGCAUGCCCAUCUGGACGCGACCGUCAAUGCAGAAUUCCUUCUCCAGCUGGCUAUGGAACAGCCGGCCAUUCAUGUUCGCCUGAACGAGGCUUUGACACCCGCCAACCUCUCAACAAAUCUUCCUCAAUUUAGACCUUUGCCCGAGGCGGAAUUCUCGAGUCUUUCUAGUCUCACGGACGUGUCGUAUCCGCUGGGUUCAUGGGUCCCUUUAAAGGCUGCCAGAGCUUCGUUCGCGCCGGAAUUCGGUGGCCCUGAAGGAUUCGACAAAUGGGUUAUAGGUUCCAUGACGAUCAACCCCUCAGAAGCGUACGGAACUCAUAACACUGUGGCCAAGAUUUGGCAGAAGUUUACGAGCACUUUUAUCACGUCCACAGGCUUGAUUCGCUUCGAACCCAUAUAUUCAGAAUACAUCAGACAGUUCUUCCGUUCGUCAAUCGAUGACGGAAUCCUAUAUGUCGAACCAAGAAUUAACUUUUUCCCGAAGUUUAUGGUCGGGGCUGAUGGACAGGACAACAUUCCACAUCGCGAGUGGUUGGUUAUGUUCGACCGCGUUUUGAAGGAAGUGAAGGGUGAAAUGGCCCAACAAGGGCGCGGUUUCAUAGGCGCAAGGAUCAUCUACACAACUCUCAGGUUUAUCACGCCGGAAGAACUCGAGUGGUACAUCGAAGACUGCAUGGCUCUCAAGAAGGAAUUCCCUCAUCUGAUCGCAGGAUUUGAUCUUGUCGGGGACGAAAAUGCGCUGAGGCCACUCAUCGAUUAUGCCGAGCCCUUGCUGCACUUUAGAGAAAAGCAAAAGGAAGCAGGCGUCGACAUCCCCUUCAUCUUCCACGCUGGCGAAACUCUGGGCGACGGAACUGAAGCAGACAUCAACCUUUACGAUGCCAUCCUCCUCGGCACCAAACGCAUCGGUCAUGGCUUCUCAUUGGUCAAGCACCCCAAGCUCAUCAAGACAUGCAGGGAGAAAGGCAUUGCAGUCGAAGUGUGCCCAAUUUCGAAUGAAAUCCUGCGUUUGACUUCGUCGAUGCUCAUGCAUCCUCUGCCUGUGUUGUUGAAUAACGGAGUGCCAGUCGCGCUUUGCUCAGAUGAUCCUUCAGUUUUUGGGAAUAUGGGCCUGACAUACGAUUACUUCCAGGUCCUUGCCGCGAGCGAAGUCAACGGUUUAAGUACGCUCGGGACCUUGGCGCGAGACAGCAUCGAGUUCUCUACACUUAAUGCCGAAGAGAAGAAAGAGGCCAUAGUCGUGUUCGAGAGGCAGUGGAACGAGUACAUCGAGCACAUCAUCAAUCACUGGAAGUGA